UGAAGUGCCGAAUCUCGUUGGAAAUCACAGGCCAUUCCCAGCAGCGACCAACUGAGAGUGAGAGUAAUAAAGCUGCAGACCUAUGUAUGUCUCUGCAAGUGUCUUGGAGAUGUUAAACAAUGCUGUGAAGACCUGCAGAGCGCUUAAGUCUGUCUACUCCUAUGUGUUACACUGAACUCCUGCCGAAUAGUUGCAGACUACAGUGUGCGUCAGAGGGCCCCCUGUGUGUGCAUCCAAAUAUACACCACGCAGGGCUAAAAGAACUGCAGAGCUGAGGGCUGAAGCCCAGGCCACAGCAUGGUCCAACUUUCUGCCUCAACCUGCUUGCUGGGAAACCUUUUGGGCCUACUACUGCUAAUGCCUGUUCUAAUGGCUCCGACGCCUCCUGGGUUGUGCACGGCCUUGAAGACACUCAGUAGCAAUCUCAGCCAUAGACGACGUUACACGAAGCAUAACUUCCCCAUCAACUACACCAUCAGGGUCCACAAUGAGGAAGUCUUCAAACUAUCCAACAUCAGCAGAUUGAAGUUAGAGGUUGAAGGGUUAGAGGAGCUAGUACUGCAGAGGUUGUGGUUCCAGGUCAACCAAGGUGUGCUGAAGAAGGUUCUCCGGGUGCUGCCAGAGAGACAUCCAUCCCGUCCAUACAUUGCUGAGCUAGAGAGCCGUUUCAGGGAUGCUGAGGGAGUUUUUGUACAUUCAUAUCCGACUGAGGCGUUGCAGGGGGAGCUCCCAGAUAGUAUUCAAGACAUUUGGGACAAGAUGACAGAGGAGCCUGACAGAGUGCCUGAGUCCAGCUGGCGAUUUGCCUCUCCCAAAUCACUCUUGGACAACUUCUGCCGCACCAUGCAUUGCCUCUUUAGUUAUUGCUUCCCAAGCAUGGACCCACAGCGGAACUACUGUGGUGUCUCCCAUUGGAAGAAAGGAAGGAAGAAAGAUUUGCAGCCAGAAAGCUGAGAAGACAUUGCUGUUGCUUUUCAAAUUCUCUACCCAGAAUCCUCAAGAUGCCCAAGACUAAUAAGACAAAGCGAGAGCAACCAGACAAUGAUUUUGUUACAUUGUGAAAGUUAAGCUUUCACCUGGCUUAUGCUGAAGCCAGAAUUCUUUUUUUCCCCCCAGAGGAGUUUUGCUCAAACAUCUAAGAAGCAGAACAGAGUAUAAUUCACAUGAACUGAAUUCAUUGGCUAAAAGGAAACUAUGAAAAAACGCAAUUUCAGUGGUGUUUUCCACACAUUGCUGCUUAUAUCCAGCCAAUGCUCAAACCAUGUUUAUGGUGGGCUCAAAGUAUAGCUUCAGAGGCCAGAAGUUUACUUUUUUUCCCCAUCCCACAUCCCUCUCUCUGUGUUUUGAACACAGAAUUGGUGGUGUAAGGGGGAGACUAAUGGAAUGGGGAACACAAUAAUGUGUGGUUCAGAGGUUUACAGCCAAACCAUAUUCUGUAGGUUUAGAUUAUCAGUUAAACAAAUGUAUUGUGUAAGUUUUGUCAUGUUGCACAUUUGUAUAAUUCCUACAACAGCUUGCAACAGUAACAGGAUAAUAACGACACAAUAGAAUGAGGCUGAAGUGCAUGAAUAUAAAACCACUUUUAAGAUAUUAG
Lampris incognitus (smalleye Pacific opah) is the source of this 1594-nucleotide messenger RNA. It is a transcript of the gene il34, whose product is annotated as interleukin 34. The record is from RefSeq and is a predicted model, not a curated record. Gene Ontology annotation, biological process: positive regulation of monocyte differentiation; positive regulation of macrophage differentiation; positive regulation of protein phosphorylation. NCBI's taxonomy places the organism in Eukaryota, Metazoa, Chordata, Actinopteri, Lampriformes, Lampridae. Bases 298 to 954 code for a protein of 218 amino acids. Gene Ontology annotation, molecular function: cytokine activity; macrophage colony-stimulating factor receptor binding. The transcript is spliced from 8 exons.